This is a messenger RNA of Nothobranchius furzeri (turquoise killifish), 3708 nucleotides long. RefSeq names its product 5-hydroxytryptamine receptor 3A. Gene Ontology annotation, cellular component: neuron projection; synapse; plasma membrane. Gene Ontology annotation, biological process: nervous system process; regulation of membrane potential; signal transduction. Gene Ontology annotation, molecular function: acetylcholine-gated monoatomic cation-selective channel activity; serotonin-gated monoatomic cation channel activity. NCBI's taxonomy places the organism in Eukaryota, Metazoa, Chordata, Actinopteri, Cyprinodontiformes, Nothobranchiidae. The record is from RefSeq and is a predicted model, not a curated record.
ACUGUAGUUCAAGAUGGUGGAUUACCAUGGAGCAUUGACCACAGUUUAUGUGUGUAAAAACAUUACAUUUCAAGCUGAAAGGAACAUGAUGUUGGAGAGAAAUACGAAUGAAAAAUGACAAGUUUGUGAACUGGAAACAGAAUUUGGUAGUAAACAGGUAAAAAUGUUACACACUGGGGCUUUAAAAGCAGCUGAUUCUGCAGCAGAGAUGAGGAAACUCACUCUGACUCCCUGUGGUUGAGGAGGUGUUAAAAUACAACAGCUGAAUGUCCUCUGAAGGUGUUAAAAACAAGUUUGUGUUUGUGGUACUUUUGUGUUUUUAUCUAUUUAUGUUUUUCUAUGAAGACUUUAUGCUCUGAAUGAAUACGCAACUACUUAAUGGAUGAUCAGAAAAUAAUGUUUAAUUUUUUUCAGAAAAACUUGACUAAAUUUUCUUUUUCAUCAGUGUUAGUGAAUUGUUUUUCUGAGAAUAACUGUUCCCAACAGGAUAAAUUAACAAAUUAAAGGAUUUAUUGGUGUGUUUGAGUCUGAUUCUGAGUCAGAUUUGAUGAUUUAAUGCAGGAAAAUGCAGGUAGCAGUGGUCAGGUUGGGACUGAGCCUCAAGAGAGUUAACGUCCAUGUUUACGUCCCUCUCAGAGACAAAAACAAGUGUUUAUGGGAGGGUGCUGAGAGGAGAUAAACUCAGGUGGUGGAGAUGAUUUCCUCCAUCAGAAUCUACCAGCAUGGUUUUGUCUCAGCCGGGUUACAGCUUCCUCUCUGGGUUCCUUCUCACUGCGUGUUUGUGUCACAGUAAACUGGUUUGUGAAGAAGGCAGUGGUCCGACCCAUGAGUCGCUGCAGGCUGUGUUCGACCUCCAGCCCUUCAGACCGGUGGUAAACCUCAGCAGCCCCACUAUCGCCAACCUCUCCUUCACCCUGUACGCCGUCCUCGGGGUGAAUGAAAAGGCUCAGUUACUCACUACUUUCUUGUGGCUGAGACUGUUCUGGCGCAAUGAGUUCUUGGUUUGGGACCCUGAUGAGUGCGACGGUGUCUCCCGGAUUUCUCUGCCGGUGAAGGAGCUGUGGUCUCCAGACAUCAUCGUGUAUGAGUUCGUGGACGACGAUGUUUCCCAGGCAUGUCCAUACGUCUACGUCAACCACACGGGUCGCAUUCGCUGGGACAGGAUGCUGCGGCUCGUUUCAGCCUGCAACCUGGAGAUCUUCAGCUUUCCUUUUGAUGUGCAGAAUUGCACAUUUACCUUUGGUUCUUAUAUGCACACCAUUCGGGAUGUGAGGCUCAGCCCUGCUCUGACCUUUAAUGAGAUGUCAAUAAACUCAAAGCAGUACCUGGAAGCUAGUGGAGAAUGGGAGCUGGUGGACCUACUGGGAGAGACCUCCAUCCUGAAGUUUGGCAUCGAUGAGUGGGACAUCAUCACCUUCUGGGUGGUCAUAAAGCGACGCCCAGUGCUCUACGUGGUCAACCUACUGAUCCCGAGCUCCUUCCUCAUGCUCAUCGACAUCCUGUCCUUCUACCUGCCCCCCCACAGCGUUGACCGCGCCUCCUUCAAGAUGACCCUCAUCCUAGGCUACACUGUCUUCCUGCUCAUCAUGAACGACCUGCUGCCCAGCACAGCCAACGGCACGCCCAUCAUAGGGAUCUAUUUCUCUGUGUGUCUGGCUCUGAUGGUCAUCAGUCUUCUGGAGACAGUCAUCAUCACAAAUGUCCUUCAUCACAGCUCCAUGAAGUACCAGGAGAUUCCGAACUGGGUCAGAGUCAUCGUGCUCAAACAUAUAGCCAAUCUGAUCUGCUACAGAUGGCCUGAAGAUGUGCGACCACCUGAAAAACCUCAGGAAGACAAACCUGAGAGCUUGAACAACAGCACAGGCCCGUGGGUGGUCCAACAUGUCAGCCAAACACCUGAAAGGCACCCAAACACCAACGGAGGUACGAUUUCUCUGCCUGAGCUGCAGCUGAUCUGUCAGUACCUGAGGGACCUCCGCGCUCACCUCAACUCCAUGCAGAAGGAGAGUGAGCUGCAGGGCCAGUGGUGUCACGUGGGGUACAUCCUCGACUACCUGCUCUUCCGUAUCUACCUGUUGCUGAUCACCUGCUACGCCAUGGUCAUCAUCACCAUGUGGUGUAUCUGGAUCAGCCAGUGAGCUGGCCCGAGAUCCUGUACCUGAAUCAGCACCGGUCCCAUUAUACACAAAUAUAUGGCACAUUUAAAAAAUACGACUUAAAAAAUUGUUGUUUAUGCAGAUUUCCAGCUACAUAGUGAGCCUAAAGUCACGUCCAUCUGCUUACGGAUCACGGGUCCCCGGAAGUAAGAAUACAAGUCAAUGAGGCAAUAAAAGCUAUUUUCUAUUCCCGUUUAUGUGUCAUGGAUUUCACAUAGGAUGUCCAAUAAUUUUAAAGAAACAUUUUGAUGCCAAGAAAAUGCUUAUUUUCGAACAGGGGCAAAAGUUAUUUUAGACUUCGUGUGAAAAUACGUCCAGGACUACAAAUGCUCAUCACCAAAGUGACGUCAUCAAACCAGACACAAAGAAAAUCAGAGAGAAAAUGGCUGCAAGUUCAGCGAACAUAAAUUCUUUCUUUAGGAGGAGAGAACCACCAUAAAUCUAGCUAUGAGGUAAGUAGCAGCUACGCUAGGGGAGAGGCGAUUCUGUGGUCAUGUGAGGUACCGAUGUCUGAUGGGUAGUCAUGCUAAUUACGAACUUUUACAAGCUGAUAAAUCUCAAAGUACGUGACUGGUGUGGUCGAAACUCUCAUCAUUACUUUUCAUUUACAUUGAAGUACAACAUAUGUAAGAUCCAGGGCGUAAGGCAAAGUGGAUUAGAAAACAACUCUUUUAGCACAUUGACUUGCAUUCAAUUUAUCGUUCUUCCGGUCACCCAUGAGCCGACCAGAAAGGGAGGAGACUUAGGCUUUCUAUUAGAAAAAAAUUAUUUAUUUAUUUAUUUAUUUAUUUAUUGGUUUGUUUAGAGGGAAAUUGACCAAUUAUUAGAUUAAAGAAUAAAAAUAAUUUGGAGAUUUUAGGUUCUGAAGAAUUAACAAAAAGCAGAAGUUAUUAGAAAUUAACAGAUUCAUGUAGUUAUUUUAAAGCUUCUUCAUCAACAUUGAUGAAAAAUGGAAUUAAAAAUUUUAGAGUUGUUUAUCUGAAUAAAUACUCCCACAAACAGAAUUAUGUAACUGGAUUAGGGUCCGUGUUAGCUUACUUUUCUAGGAACAUGAAUGAAAAAUGUGUUUAGAACCAUUUUUAUUGUUAUCUUAGAUGUUUUAUGUCUGUGUAAACAGAUAUGUAACAGAUAUUUUACAUUUGUGUAAAAAGAGGGUGAGAAGCAAUUUGAUAAUCCUGCUUUGAGAAUUUAGAAACUGGUUGCAAAACCAGAAACUCAUUAUGCAAAUAAACGUAACAGACACAAGGAUGUCUGGAUGCCGGAAAAAGCCCCAGUUUGUAAAGUCAAUAUUAGCAAUCUGAAGGAGGGGAGACUUAGCAAUGAAACCAUGUAACCACAGCAGAGCAUCUUCAUUCUGUGAGCCAGCGAUCUUCAAAAUAAUCAAAGGUUUCACUGAGAAGAUGAAGCCUUUGGAGCUCAUCUGUUUCACUCUGUUUCAUGGUAAGAAGAAACUAUUUCACUGUCUUCUUUUUAUUCUAGUUUUCUUUUAUGCUCGUAUGUGUAAGCAUGUUUUUUACAUGUUCUAUUAGUAAUAAAAACAAAUUGAUGUUUU